Spodoptera littoralis (African cotton leafworm) is the source of this 619-nucleotide messenger RNA. The record is from the annotation of a GenBank genome assembly. NCBI's taxonomy places the organism in Eukaryota, Metazoa, Arthropoda, Insecta, Lepidoptera, Noctuidae.
ACCAUUUUCCUAUUACCUAUGAACCGAAAUUCUGAACACAUUAUAUAUAACUUUGACAGUUGACGUAUACUGUACAUGUGAAAUCUGUCAAAUUCAAGUAAGCCGUCAGUGUCAGUGUGUUUAGGUUAUAAUUCUGUUUACAAAGUAAAAAGCUAUAUUACAAUAAUUUCGAUAUGUUGCGAUAUUUAAAACCGGUUACUAUUAUAAAUCAAAGAUCAUUUAAAAAUUUUGGACAUAAAAGACAACCUAUACCUGUUAUUACCACCCUCUGGCAUGGUUUCCUAACUUUUUCUUUCAUAGGUUUAGGAAUCGAAUGGAAAAGGAUAAGAACCUUCUUGUUUGGAGCUGAUGAAGAAAGUGUUUUUGUGAACGACCAGAACUCUGUGACAGAAAAUAGUUGACAAUAGAACUUUUUUAUCUAAACAUCUGACUAUAGGUAAUAAAGCUAUGUACCUUAAUAAUAGUAAUACAAUAUCUAUAUUUUUGAAGACUUCUUUUGAUGACUUCUAUUAUUAACCUCUUGUAGGCUGGUUUAUGAGACACAAUAGAAAACACAUUGUUCCAGCAUAGGUCUGUGUUCCAGCAUACCACAGGUUAACAAUUUUUAGUAGUAGAUAGU